UACCAAAAGUUCUAUUUCCUACAUGCAGUACUAGCAUUACUGGCAACAUGAGAUGUCAGGCGGGUUCAGUGGUGAUCCCACUGAGUGGUAUAAAACAUAACCAAACAAAGUAUGGACGAAUUCAUGCAGCUGAAGUGGUCAAAAAGCUACCCCCGAAUACUCAGAACGAGACGUGAUGUUUAUUCCAAUGGAUUUUCAGACGAUGAAUGUGAUGUUUUCAUUUGUCACAUGAAUGAAACAGAACCAGAAUUCUACGAUAGAUUCCAGGGAUACGUAGAUUUCAAUCGGAAGGUAGAUCAUGAUGUUCAGAUGGAGACGAUGCAGACUAUGCAGAUGAGUCCAGGAAGUCACAUAAAAAACAAACACCAAGAUGAUAAAGUAUUACAGUUGUUUAAGAAGUUUCCAGCCAAGUCAAAGAUGAACAAUAUGAUUCACAAGAGUUGUCUUCGCGUUUUAAAGGAUCUCGAGCAAGGUCAAGGAUGCGAAGAAUCUGAAAUGAAUAAUGUCGACUGGAAGAAUUACUUUUCAUGCAAAACUGUGAGACAACAGGAAAAAGUUGAGUUUUGUGAAUUUGUGAAAAAUCACUUUCUGACUUAUUUGCGACACAGGCUUCUGAAAAUAGAUGUGGAAAUGGAGAAUGUUCUCAUUGAAAAAUGGAGACAGGAUGUAAAAAUUGUGAAACAAAGAUUACAGCAGGAUUAUCAAUUACAGACGGCUUUGUCUAUAGACAAGCAAUUAACAGAGAGUGCAGUGAAUUUAACACAUCCUGAACAUUUCUACCGGUCAGGUGAAGCUCCAAAAAUGACCUCUUUCAUGCCGGAUGAAAUAAUUGUACUGCAGCAAAAUACGGAUCAAUUGAGAAAGUACCUACGUGAUGAGAUGACGAGUAAAGAAACCCAAUGUGUAAUAAUCAACGAAGAAUUCGCUCAGAAGACUAAGAGUGACUUCAUUUUGCCCUUGGAAACUUUGGAGUUUUUGGUGAAUGGUUCUAACAGGACAUGGAAUAUUCCCUUCAGAAUUAAAGAAUGUGCUGGAAUGAAACUAGGAAUAAUAGAAUCACCUCUACCUCCAAUAUGUAUGGAUACGAAGCAAAGAAAUUCUGAAAUUCUGAAUUAUUGCUUCAAGCUUAAGGUAUUACAGCACACUACUGAGCUAUCAGAGGAGAAGCUAGGAAGUCCGGACAACAAUAUAAAUAUCAAUUUAGCGGAAUUUUCAGAACGUGAUAGCGAUGAUGAAGGACAAUUGAUCAUAGAUGAAUUUUUGGAAGAAAAGUCCGAAGAUAAAAGAUCUGAAGAGAAGGAAGCAACGGAAAUCAAAUCAGAGGUUAAUGCAUUGUCAAUUGAUCAAAAACGAAUGCAUUGCAGCCUACUUAAUGCAUGCAUUUUAAGUUCUGGAAAGGAUUCGUGCAGACUUCUUGUAAAAGUCAAUCAGGAUGCUUCAGUUUUACGUAAUGGGAUGACUAAGAUGAUGAAUUUCUCUACUAAGAUUGAGUAUCAGAGUGAGUUUGGGGCUGAAGAAAUGACUGUUGAUGAGUUGAUUCACGAAUGGAGUUUACAAAUAUUUAGUCCAGAGAGCAUAACUCUUCGAAUACGAAUAGAUUCACGAACUUUACAGGUUCUCUCGAUGAAAGAAAUUUCAUUAAAAAGGACUGAGAAGGAUUUGGAGAGACUUUAUGGACUUACUUCUCAUGAUUUGCUUCAAAGACUCUGGUCAGUAUUGAGUGUGAUGAAGAAUUUUCCCGUACAAGACUAUUUAAUGAACCACGAGUUAAUCCAUGACAAGAAGUUAAUGAUCUACAUGUGCAGACGAUCUGAAACUCCUGACAGCAACCAUUUGCAUCUCUCUAAACUUUUUGAUAAUGUCCAGUUUAAGAGAAAACCUCUUCUUGAGCACUAUGAAUGGAUACCUAUUGACGACCAUGAGGUAUGCUACAUACAUGAGCAUGCAAACGUUAUGCCAUGUGCUUUUCCUCACUGGGGAAGAGCAGGAAAAAUGGAUAUCUGGAAUGAAAAACAACUCCUUAUGGGGAAAUACGAGGAAAGAAUGAAGGCAAAGACUGAAUCAAAGCUCAAUCACGAGAAGCGAGUUAAGAGCGAGAAAAAUAGAGCCAGGAAAAUGAGAAAGCAGCAGGCUAAGAAAGAGAAAAAGUUACUACAAAAGGCCCAAGAGGAUAGCAAGAAAUUUGGAAAAAUCUUAUCUCAGUCCGGCGAUAAUACAGUUCCAGAUUGGUUCUUCGACGAAGAAGGACGAGUGAAGCACCACAAAAACUGCUGAAAAGCUGUUACGAGUUAUUUUGUACACAAAUACAUUAUGUAUAUUUUUAUUCAUAAAUUGCCUGGUUUUCGAACAAA
Phlebotomus argentipes is the source of this 2351-nucleotide messenger RNA. RefSeq lists its product as uncharacterized. The transcript is spliced from 3 exons. The coding region runs from base 112 to 2274 and encodes 720 amino acids. Gene Ontology annotation, biological process: positive regulation of transcription by RNA polymerase III; snRNA transcription by RNA polymerase II; snRNA transcription by RNA polymerase III. Gene Ontology annotation, cellular component: transcription elongation factor complex. NCBI's taxonomy places the organism in Eukaryota, Metazoa, Arthropoda, Insecta, Diptera, Psychodidae. The record is from RefSeq and is a predicted model, not a curated record.